Messenger RNA from Physcomitrium patens, 1739 nucleotides. RefSeq names its product cytochrome c-type biogenesis ccda-like chloroplastic protein. Gene Ontology annotation, biological process: cytochrome complex assembly. The record is from RefSeq and is a predicted model, not a curated record. Gene Ontology annotation, cellular component: membrane. Lineage: Eukaryota; Viridiplantae; Streptophyta; Bryopsida; Funariales; Funariaceae.
GCGUGCGAGGGCAGAUUGAGCAUGAAAGCCAAGAUCGGGUUCCACUCGCAACGCCGCGAUCUCAACUCCCUCACUGUGCUGAUGGUUUCGACGAACGGACCACAUUCAUCUCUCUCUUGUCGUUGCGGGAAGCGUCACGCAACCCGCCACACGAGAGUGACUGGCCGUGGUGCAAAGACGCAGCAAAAUUUUUCAUAGGAGCUGUGUUGAGCAAUACAAGGAAGGAAGGGGAGGUGAAUUGAGCUGUAGAAUUGAUGGCGCAGUGCGUGGGGUGCUGCGGGUUGAGGAUGGUCCAGAAUUCGAAUAUUUUGGCUUCAGGUUCCAGGAGUUUUAGGACUGGGUUGCCGAGCACGAAUGGCCAUGGCAGUUUGUGGGCACCUGCUGAUCCGUUGAGAUCCAUUCGGAAAUCUCCUCCCAAAGCUGGACCCUUGGUUGCUGUUGCUGCGCUUGAAACGGUGGUCCCUUUGAUUGAUGAGGCUGCAAUGGGGUUGGGGAAGGAAAUACCACAAUUAUUUGCGUUAGUUGCAGAAGGUGGAACAUCAGAUUGGCUGAAUAACACGCUAUUCACUGCAGGCCAGAAUGCAAACUCUGUGGUUCAGGGGCAGCUGCAAGGCUCCUUGACGCCUACCAGUGUGGCCAUCAUAUUUGGUGCAGGACUGGUGACGAGCCUGUCUCCGUGCACUCUGAGUGUUCUGCCUCUCACACUUGGCUAUAUCGGAGCUUCUGGAGGAGGAAAGAACCGCACGCAGUUGUUUGUCGAUUCAGUGGCUUUUUCCUUUGGAUUGGCAACGACACUUGCAGUGCUCGGUGUCGGAGCAUCAUUAGCAGGAAAGGCUUAUGGUCAAAUUGGACAAGGCAUUCCAAUCGCUGUGUCGGUUGUGGCGAUGGUAAUGGGCUUGAAUCUUCUGGAGAUCAUUGAGCUUCAAUUUCCGUCGUUUUUCGGCAACUUUGAUGCCCGGAAGGCAGCAGCCACUCUUCCUCCAAGUGCUCAAGCAUACCUUGCAGGUCUUACGUUUGCAUUGGCAGCGUCUCCUUGCAGCACCCCAGUCCUUGCCUCGCUGCUGGCCUAUGUGGCCUCGUCUCAGGAUCCGUUGGUUGGAGGUAGCCUACUUUUGGCUUACACAACUGGAUAUGUAGCUCCUCUUUUAUUGGCCGCGUCAUUCGCUGGCGCUCUCCAGCAACUCAUGGCCAUGCGCAAGUAUUCUGCGUGGAUUAAUCCUACCAGUGGAGCGUUGUUGCUGGGUGGGGGGCUCUACUCUUUCCUAACUCGCACAUUUCCGGAGUCUUCAAUGACUACGAUGAUGUAAACAUAUGCUUACAUGGAUGGAUAGAGGCAACCCAUCUUUGUAUAUGUCCACACAAUUCUAGAUCAGGGCUUAUUGUGGUGGUAUGCCUGAAAAUGUGUAUUUGUUGACACAUCCGUUCUGACCAUCGAGAGAGACCAAUGAACUUGGUUGUAAAACUGUGUAAACUAAAAGCUUCUUGACCUCUAAAGAAUAGCAUGACUGCAUGGAGCCAUCGAAUCACUUUUGGAAAAAAACAAAUCUAUGUGAAGUUUUUAAAUCCUAACUUAUUGGUUUAGGCAAGGAAUUGUCUCAGUCUUGGAUGCAGGUUUUGUAGUAGAGGUUGGAGAUUGUAAAUGAUGAAUCAGUAGUUGGUAGUUAUUAAUGAACAUGUGCUACCUAUUGUUAAACCGAAUCACAAAUAGAAAUAAAAAAUAGAAAUAAAGGUUUAAAGGA